Mya arenaria is the source of this 1959-nucleotide messenger RNA. RefSeq names its product nascent polypeptide-associated complex subunit alpha, muscle-specific form-like. The transcript is spliced from 6 exons. Bases 1 to 1959 code for a protein of 652 amino acids. The record is from RefSeq and is a predicted model, not a curated record. NCBI's taxonomy places the organism in Eukaryota, Metazoa, Mollusca, Bivalvia, Myida, Myidae.
AUGCCUGCUGCCUCGCCACAGCCAUUAAGCAACUGCAGACUAGUUCCGCCACUAGCCCCCGCCACUAGUCCCCGCCACAGCCCUAAAGCAACAGGUGCCUUGUCCCCUAAAGCCCUAAAGCAACUGCUGAUAACUGUAGCAUUGUCCUCCACAACCCUUAAGCAGUCGAAGACUAGCCCCGCCACAUCCCUAAAGCAGCCAGAGACUAGUCCCGUCACAGCGGUAAAGCAACAACAGACUUGUCCUGCCACAGCCCUAAAGCAACCGCAGACUAGUUGCGCCACUAGCCCUGCCAAAGCACUAAAGCAACCACAGUCAAGCCUCGCCAUUGCACUAAAGCAACCGCAGACUAGUCCCGCCACAACCCUAAAGCAGUCACAGACUUGUCUUGCCACAACUCUUAGGCAACCGCAGACUUGUCCCGCCACAGCUCUAAAGCAACCGCAGACUAGUCCUGCCACAGCCCUAAAGCAACCAGCCAAAAUUCAACCGCAGAAUUGUCCCGCCACAGCCCCAAAGCAACCGCAGACUAGUCCCACCACAGCUCUAAAGCAACCGCAGACUAGCCCCGCCACAGCCCUAAAGCAACCGCAGACUUGUACCGCCAUAGCCCUAAAGCAGCCACAGACUAGUUCCGCCACAGCCAUAAAGCAACUGCAGACUUGUCCCGCCACAGCCCUAAAGCAACCACAGACUAGUCCCGCCACAGCCCUAAAGCAACCGCAGACUAGUCCCGCCACAGCCCUAAAGCAAGUGCAGACUAGUCCCGCAACAGCCCUUAAGCAACUGCAGACUAGCCCCGCCACAACCCUAAAGCAACCGCAGACUAGCCCCGCCACAGCCCUAAAGCACCCGCAGACUUGUCCCGCCACAUCCCAAAAGAGUAGUCCCACGACAGCCCUUAAGCAACUGCAGACUAAUCCAGUCACAGCCUUAAAGCAACUGCAGAAUAGUUCCGUCACUAGUUUCGCCAUUAGCCCCGCCACAACCAUUACACAAUCAAUGCCUUGUCCACCACAGCCCUUAAGCAACUACCGACUAGUUCCGCCAUUAGACCCGCCACUACUCUUAACCUCGCCACAGCCAUUAAGCAACUGCAGACUAGUUCCGCCACUAGCCCCCGCCACUAGUCCCCGCCACAGCCCUAAAGCAACAGGUGCCUUGUCCCCUAAAGCCCUAAAGCAACUGCUGAUAACUGUAGCAUUGUCCUCCACAACCCUUAAGCAGUCGAAGACUAGCCCCGCCACAUCCCUAAAGCAGCCAGAGACUAGUCCCGUCACAGCGGUAAAGCAACAACAGACUUGUCCUGCCACAGCCCUAAAGCAACCGCAGACUAGUUGCGCCACUAGCCCUGCCAAAGCACUAAAGCAACCACAGUCAAGCCUCGCCAUUGCACUAAAGCAACCGCAGACUAGUCCCGCCACAACCCUAAAGCAGUCACAGACUUGUCUUGCCACAACUCUUAGGCAACCGCAGACUUGUCCCGCCACAGCUCUAAAGCAACCGCAGACUAGUCCUGCCACAGCCCUAAAGCAACCAGCCAAAAUUCAACCGCAGAAUUGUCCCGCCACAGCCCCAAAGCAACCGCAGACUAGUCCCACCACAGCUCUAAAGCAACCGCAGACUAGCCCCGCCACAGCCCUAAAGCAACCGCAGACUUGUACCGCCAUAGCCCUAAAGCAGCCACAGACUAGUUCCGCCACAGCCAUAAAGCAACUGCAGACUUGUCCCGCCACAGCCCUAAAGCAACCACAGACUAGUCCCGCCACAGCCCUAAAGCAACCGCAGACUAGUCCCGCCACAGCCCUAAAGCAAGUGCAGACUAGUCCCGCAACAGCCCUUAAGCAACUGCAGACUAGCCCCGCCACAACCCUAAAGCAACCGCAGACUAGCCCCGCCACAGCCCUAAAGCACCCGCAGACUUGUCCCGCCACAUCCCAAAAGGCAACCGCAGACUAG